AUGCACUGCCGCAAUCUGGCGGGUGUCCCACCUAAACACGACAUCGAUGUGGCUUUCGUUCUCACCAAGGGAAAUGUCAGCCACUUGAAGAAAACCAUAGAGCCUAGUGGACAGUACUGGCAGAGCGCUGUCGGAAAGUUCAGCGGCCGGUGCUAUAUCUGCAUCUUAGAGCUCUACAGAAUCGGUUUAAAGACGUAG
This is a messenger RNA of Ustilaginoidea virens, 198 nucleotides long. RefSeq lists its product as uncharacterized. The coding region runs from base 1 to 198 and encodes 65 amino acids. Lineage: Eukaryota; Fungi; Ascomycota; Sordariomycetes; Hypocreales; Clavicipitaceae. The transcript is spliced from 2 exons. The record is from RefSeq and is a predicted model, not a curated record.